ACGUCAUCAUUUCCGUUUCCGUAUAUUGAACUGGAUGAAUCUUGUAAGGCUUUAAAUCGCUUUUUGUGUUAUUCACGUGGUUUCAAGGCACUUUUAAAAUGCAUGGAUAACAAAGAUGAAGACGGGAUCUUCCCCUGGAAAACAAAAUGUAGCUAGAAAAUAUGCUAUUCUACGUGAAUGCAUUUAUCUGCUAGUGACUCAGGUUUGGUGCAUUGUCUGGCGAUGCGAUGAUGAUGGGCUUAGAAAUAAAAGAUCGUUGUGGUACGUUAAAACUUCUCCACCUUGACUAAUGACGAUCGCUGGCAAUCACUGAUUAUUUUCAUCUGCUCUGCUUGUGCAUGACGAAAUUCCUGUAAAAUUAGAAUUGUGGCUAUGGAGGAGAGUACUAAAGAGCUGAGGGAAGAGUGGACCUUACUACUCUGGACCACGGUUGCUGUUCUGGUGCCAGUGCUCAUCACACUGUGGUGCAGCUUUCAGCGUCCCAAACGCAAAGUUCCACUGAAAGAUCUGUUCCGAAAGAGCAAACACGGCUGGCACUACACGGACCUGUUCAACAAGCCGACCUACUGCUGCGUGUGCUCUCAGCCCAUCCUGCAGGGGGCGUUCUGUGACUGCUGCGGCAUAUGUGCGGAUGAGGAGUGCAUACAGAGGGCAGAUCGCACCCUCUCAUGUAAGGAGAUCAUGACCCAGAGUCAGACAGAUGGGAAGUUUUACCAUCAGUGGGUCAGGGGAAAUGUGCCCCUCGCUAGCUACUGUGCCGAGUGCAAACAGCAAUGCGGGAAUCAACCUAAACUCUGCGACUAUAGGUGUGUAUGGUGUCAGACCACAGUGCAUGAUGACUGCCUUUCUAGUCUGAAUGAUGAUUUGUGUGAUCUUGGAGAGUUCCGCUCUGUUAUCAUACCCCCGUAUUACCUCUAUCAAGUCAACAAACUCCGCAGAAGACACCCCGAUGAGUACAGCAAGCUUGCUGCAGACUGUGGGAGUGGCUGGACUCCGGUUCUGGUCUUGGCAAACACAAGAAGUGGCAACAACAUGGGGGAAGUUUUGCUGGGAGAAUUUCGUACCCUCCUGAACCCUGUGCAGGUGUUUGAUCUCUCUGAGCUGCCUCCGUCUAAAGCCCUGCAGCUGUGUACUCUUCUGCCCCCCGGCAGGGUGCGUGUUCUGGUGUGUGGGGGAGAUGGCACAGUAGGCUGGGUUCUGGAUGCCAUUGAUACCAUGAAGCUGAAGGGUCAGGAUCAGUUUAUCCCUCUUGUGACUAUCCUGCCGUUGGGCACAGGCAAUGAUUUAUCAAACUCUUUAGGAUUGGGAGCAGGAUAUGCUGGAGAGAUUCCAGUAGAACAGGUGCUCAGGAAUGCUCUAGAGGCCGAGGUAGUCAAAAUGGACAGGUGGAAAGUUCAAGUUGUCUCCAAAGGAAACUAUUUUCGUAAGCCAAAGGUGUGGUCCAUGAAUAAUUAUUUCUCAGUGGGUCCUGAUGCUCUCAUGGCACUGAACUUCCAUGCACACAGAGAGAAAACGCCCUCCUUUUUCUCCAGCCGAAUCAUCAAUAAGGCAGUGUACUUCCUCUAUGGUACGAAGGAUUGUUUAGUGCAAGAAUGUAAAGAUCUGGAUAAGAGGAUUGAGCUGGAGUUGGAUGGAGAACAAGUUACUUUGCCCAGUCUGGAGGGGAUAAUAGUGUGCAAUAUCGGCUACUGGGGCGGUGGCUGUAGACUGUGGGAGGGAAUGGGAGAUGAACCCUAUCCUCCAACACGUGUUGAUGAUGGUUUAUUAGAGGUGGUGGGAGUUUAUGGCUCAUUCCACUGUGCACAGAUCCAGGUGAAACUGGCCAAUCCUGUGAGGCUGGGACAGGCACAUACAGUACGGCUGGUGUUGAAGAGUUCUCGGAUGCCAAUGCAGGUGGAUGGAGAGCCGUGGGCGCAAGGUCCAUGCACCAUCACCAUUACCCAUAAGACCCAGGCCCUCAUGCUGUACCAUAGUGCAGAACAUACAGAUGAUGAUGACUCCAGCGCUUCGGAGGCUGAAGAGCCCUCAGCCGAUCACAUUGACACAGCUAGCAACACACAGGAAACUGUGACAUUGUCUUAGUAAGGCUGUAAUCAUUCUGUCUGUGCCAUUUACACCACAGAAAGUAGCACAGCAUGAAAGGAAGUCACCCUGAUGUCAUAAAUGUAAAUGUACAUAAUGUGCAUGUGCUGCUCUAGUAAUAACAUCUGCAGUGGUUAUUUCUGGGAGUUUAAAGCCCCUGUCUCUCUCAAGCACAGCUCCUGCAGUUCUCAAACUUUCCACAAGGUGUCUAUCUCUGUUGAAACCGGUUUGUAGAUUUGUGUGCAUAAUUUUUUUUUCUACCAGUGAUGUUAACCAGAAGCUCAAAGAAGUGGCUCAUAUUUUAGAUAUUUUGUUCACAAUGGAAGUUAUAUUUAGCUGUAAGCAAUCAUAAAAAAGAAAAUUCAGUCCAGUGGAGAAUGUAAAAAAAAAAGCUGCUUCGACACAAAUGUUUUGCACUGAUCUUGAGUGCCACAGGUCUGUGAAAAUACAACUCACUACAGAAAUCUUGUAUUUGAGUUGUAUAUAUAAAUGAAACUGCAAUAAUUUUGUUUAUGCUGUUAUGUUUUGUAAAUUUCUUUUGUAAAUUUCUUUUGUGAAACCUUUGCACUGCUUGAAUCUAGAGUGGAUUGUGAAUGGGCGUGCCAUUGAUAUCUUAUCUCUUAUCUUUUGCAACUAUUCCUAUAACCAGUGUGUUAUUGGUUUUGUUUAUGAAAUGGCAGUAAAAUGUUUCAGAGCACUGGAAUAAGAUACUGUUCUUUAUUUUGUUGUUUGCAUAUGCUGAUUAUCAGGCAUUUUUGUUGUUUUAUUCAUUGUUCAUUUUCUCCACAUUUCCAUAGAUUUGUUACGUUUUUAUGCAUCCUGCUUGAGUAAAAUAGACUUUGCCUAGAAUAUAACCAACCUUAAAGCG
This is a messenger RNA of Carassius carassius (crucian carp), 2950 nucleotides long. RefSeq names its product diacylglycerol kinase epsilon-like. Gene Ontology annotation, molecular function: ATP-dependent diacylglycerol kinase activity. The record is from RefSeq and is a predicted model, not a curated record. The transcript is spliced from 12 exons. NCBI's taxonomy places the organism in Eukaryota, Metazoa, Chordata, Actinopteri, Cypriniformes, Cyprinidae. Bases 373 to 2082 code for a protein of 569 amino acids.